This is a messenger RNA of Fraxinus pennsylvanica, 927 nucleotides long. Lineage: Eukaryota; Viridiplantae; Streptophyta; Magnoliopsida; Lamiales; Oleaceae. The record is from the annotation of a GenBank genome assembly.
AUGGCGGUGGAGGUGAAACGUUGUGGUGGCUCAGCCGUACUGCCUUUAUCAUUCCAGCGGUCAUUGAAUCCGUUCCCAUGCGGCGUCUCUUUCCAGAAUAUGCAACCUCCUCCUCAGCUUGCCCGUCGAUUCUUUACUCUAGCUGUUGUCAAGAGGAGCCCCAAACGACUAAAAUACUCCGCCCCUCGCUUCACCAAGGAUGAUGGCUUGCUUUAUGUUGAUGUUGAUCCUUUUGGUUCCGACGCAUGGAAAUUGGAACCGAUUGUUGAGCUUUUGAAGAAAGGAGCUGUUGGAGUUAUUCCUACUGACACCGUGUACGCAAUAGUUUGUGAUCUGAGAAGCCCCUCAGCUAUUGAUCGUUUGCGUAGAAUAAAGAAUAUAGACCCUUCAAAGCCUCUCAGCAUCUUAUGCCACUCUUUCAAGGAUAUUGAUACAUACACAACCGGAUUUCCUCGUGGCAACAGUUCAGGUCUUUCAAACAUUUUUCGAGCUGUUAAACAUUGCCUGCCUGGUCCUUACACUUUCAUUUUGACUGCAAGCAAAGAGCUGCCAAAACAAUGUAUCAGAUAUGGGACUACAACUUCCAAGUAUGCACCAAGAAAAAAUGUAGGCGUUCGUAUACCUGAUGAUGCUGUGUGUCAAGCAAUUCUGCAGAAGAUGGAAGCACCUUUAAUAUCCACUAGUGUCAAGUCACCCAAGGAGAAUGAAUGGAUUUUAGAUCCUGUUGUGAUUGCUGAUGUAUAUGGCCCUGAGGGCCUUGACUUUGUUGUCGAUGCUGGUAUUAGAGUGGCUGAUCCAUCGACAGUAGUGGAUAUGACUGGAAAUUCUCCUCGAAUUGUACGACAAGGAAAGGGUCCAAAACAACCGUGGAUGAUAGCUGAGGAUGAAGAUUCUUCAGUGGAGGAUUCUAAUCUACUCGCCCCUUAG